AUGGAGAAUUCCUACGGUGUGGGUAUCGAUAAUAGAUAUGCUCUUUUCUUGGACGACGAGUCCGAUCCUCUUGAUGCGUUAAAAGCGCGAGAGCAAGCGAAAGAGCAGAAAAAGAAGACCAAAGAGGCCGAGAAAGAAAAUAAGGGCAAACCUGAAGCCAAGCCGAAGAGCGGCAACGCCGUCGUGAGGAAAGGUAUUAAGGAAACUCAAAAUGUGAAGCCCCAAGACAACAAAAGCGGCGAACAACAAAAGAGUAAGGGUCCGGCGCGAAGCAACGACCGCAAUGCGGAACGUCCGCCACCACGCCGCAAGGAUGAUCGCCCGCAGAAUGGCGCCGUCGAAGGCAAGGAGGGCGCCAGGCCCCCUCGUCGCGAGUUCGGAGAUCGCAAACCUAACUUUGAAAGGCGCAAUUUCAACGACAACUCUGAGGGCGGCGAACGGCGAGGCCCGCGGCCACCACGUGAACCCCGCGAGGGUCAGCGCGGUCCGAGGCCGGGAUUCGACAACAGGGGAAAGCGUGAGUUCGACAGGCGGUCGGGAUCCGACAAGACCGGCGUGAAGCCUGUAGACAAGCGCGAAGGUGGUGGCCCCCACAACUGGGGAACGAUCAAAGAUGAUUUGGAGGAGUUGAACAAGACCGGUUCGGACGCCGACGUCGGUGAAGAGAAGCCGGCGGAGGCACCGGCCGCCGGGGCCGGAGACGGACAGCAGCCAGAGGCGGAGCGCACGGUCCCUGCUGAGGAGGAGCCGCGGGAGCUCACCUUGGACGAGUACAAGGCGCUCAGGAACGCUCAGCGCACUGCCCCGCAGUACAAUUUGCGCAAGGCCGGAGAGGGCGAGGAUCUAAGUCAAUGGAAAAACUUGGUGAUGCUCGAGAAGAAGAAAGAGGGCGGCGAAGACGACGAGAGUGACGAGGAGUACGACAUAUCUGACUAUCCGCAACGCGUGGGCCGUCAGAAGCACGUGCUCGGCAUCGAGUUCACGUUCAGCGAUGGCGCGCGGCGUGGCGCCCCCGGAGGGCGAGGCCGCGGCCGUGGGCGCGGAAGGGGAGGCCGCGGAGCCCCCAGGGAUGAACCGGCACCGGAGGAGCCCCGUCCCAUGGGGCGCUCCCAGGUUGCUCCCCCCAAGGUUGACGACAGCAAGGAUUUCCCCUCUCUCAGCUAG
Molecule: messenger RNA, 1164 nt
Organism: Leptosia nina
Lineage: Eukaryota; Metazoa; Arthropoda; Insecta; Lepidoptera; Pieridae
Source: the annotation of a GenBank genome assembly